Messenger RNA from Nicotiana tabacum (common tobacco), 330 nucleotides. RefSeq lists its product as uncharacterized. The record is from RefSeq and is a predicted model, not a curated record. Lineage: Eukaryota; Viridiplantae; Streptophyta; Magnoliopsida; Solanales; Solanaceae.
AUGACCCUUGUCAAUACUGCCUUUGAUGGCAAGGGGUUUCAAGCGUGGAGAAGAUCGGUGCUGAUAGCACUUUCAGCAAAGAACAAAAUAGGAUUUAUCAAUGGAGCUUGUCCUCCACCUGAUGUCACUUCUAAGGAAUAUCAGCCAUGGAGUAGAUGCAACAACAUGGUGACUUCAUGGUUUCUCAACUCAUUGUCCAAAGAUAUUGGGGAUAGUGUGAUUUACUCAAAAUCAGCCAAGGAUCUCUGGACUAGCUUGGAACACAGAUUUGGACAAUCCAAUGGAGCUAAACUUUAUCACCUGAGAAAGGAAUUAUCAGGGUUAAUAUAG